AUGGACUCUUCCGUUUCCAGCCAACGCAAGCGCCAGCGUGCCCACCGCAACGACAACGCUGUCGAUUGGGAAAGUCUCCAGGCCAGCGCAGGCAAGGAAUCACUGUCAGUACUGAACGAAGUCCCCCAUGUGACGGACCGUCCACCGACGGACUCGGCGACCUUUUGGAACUCGUUUGCAGCCGAAUCGAGGAAGCGGCGACACCGGCCUUUGCCUUCAUCACAGGCUCUCAUUGCCACUAUCGACGCCAGAGGAUUAAGUCGCUCCCCUUGUCCAUUAAUUCGCGAUUUUCUCGCGUCACUGGGUAGGGUUCCUUCUACUCCGACGAGCACGUCUGCCGAUACGCAAGGUUCCGUCGGUGACAAACCGGAAGACGAAACGGCAAAUCAGCCCCUCCUACACGCCAUUGACGAUGCCACCAAAUCAACCAUGACUCCCGGACAACAUCAACGAUUGCGACAGCUACAAGCCAAGGGAACAUCCCUUUCUCGCCAACAGCUUGGUGAAUUGCAGAAACUACGUAAGUUGCUCAUCGGCGAGCAACGCGUCUACGAAAAAGCUGUGCUGGAAUUUUGGAAAUCAGCCGCAGAUCGAGUGUUCCUAGGGUUAACCGAUGACCGCUCGAAAGCACACGCGUUCGUUCAGCGCUUUUGGAGUGGAGGACUACUGGCGUCUACAGUUGUGGCGGGGAAGUGCCGUCAAAUUAUUUCGGUCCAGCCAGAGCACUCGUUUUCGCCAGAGCGAUGCGAACACGAGCUUGUUGGCGGACCUGCAUCGCAAGGGGCUGUUUGCAAACUUCCAGAUGAUGGGCAGGAAAUCGCGUUACCAUCAAGGCCACCGAGAUCGCAUUUGCCGUUGCACAGUGACAAACAAGCUCUCCAGCUGGCCAAGACGCACAACGCAACUCUCAUUACCAGCAUUGAAACUCUGGAAGUACUACUCCAGGAACCAGCAAACAGCGACUGGACCUUGCCAUAUUUCUGCGAUGGCGAAACGUACGAAAUACCAAUACUGGACGCUCCGCUCGUACACUCGGUCAAGACACCAAGACUGUGUUUGGAGAAAGCCUUUCGAUUGGGAAUGACGGAGUGGCUGGAGUCCACAAGUAUACAACAAGCACAACAACCAACAAGCGGUUGCCCGCAAUCGUUUAUUUAUAUUCUAUUGGUGGUCCCUGUAUUGAAGCAACGAUCGCAAAGGAUUCUAGUGCGGCGUCCCAGAGGAUUAACCGACCACAGUGGCCAGUCACUUCUACUCCAUAGUAGGAUCGAAUACUUCCCCGAACGAGGCCGCGAACAACCAAGUCCUAGUGAGAAAGCGCUCUGGAUUCUGGACCAUGUACUACAGCCAACUUCUCACGUUGUUGUGGGCAGCAUAGAUCCGCUUCGUUGUACAAUUUUGCGUUGGGAUCAUGUCAGUUUGGCGCAUGGUUUGGUACACAUUCCGGGUCCAUUUGGUCGAAGCGAGACCAGUGCUUUGAAACACUGGAGUCGACUCAUGCACAUCCUACUUGCCAUGCAAACAAUUGGACGUGGACAAUACGUGUUGUCUUAUCCCGGUCAGGGAAUAAGUGUUCCGGAGAGUGGUAUAUCCGUUCACCUUGCUACGCCGUCAAUAGAAUCAAUGCAUAGAGAAGGACAGCCUUCAAUAAGUCCUCUUGCAAUGAACGAAAAAGCUGUCGAAAGGGCCAUUCGUCCUUGGGAAUGGAAAGCGGACCGCAUGGAAUAUUCCUUCCCGAUAGACAAUGGACAAGCGUAG
Molecule: messenger RNA, 1758 nt
Organism: Phaeodactylum tricornutum CCAP 1055/1
Lineage: Eukaryota; Bacillariophyta; Bacillariophyceae; Surirellales; Neidiaceae
Exons: 1
Coding region: 1-1758 (585 amino acids)
Source: RefSeq, a predicted model, not a curated record